UGUCUUCUUUAUUAGGUAUUUUGCGGAUGAAUAGCGCACAUAACGGUAAUCCUCCAAGAUGGAGGCUGUAGCAAAACACAAGUUUUCUGCAACUGCUCAGGACGAAUUAAGCUUUGAAAAGGACGAUAUAUUAAAGGUUAUUAAUAAAGAAGAAGAUGAAAAUUGGUACAAGGCAGAACUUAAUGGUAAAAGUGGAUUUGUACCAUCAAACUAUAUAACUAUGAAACCAAAUCCGUGGUAUGUUCCAAAGAUAUCAAGAGAGGAAUCAGAGAAAAAAUUACUUGUAAAAAGUGGUACCAAUUAUAUACAACCUGACGGUGCUUUCCUAGUACGGCCGAGUGAAACAUCACCUGGGGACUUUUCUAUAUCUGUCAAAUUUGGUGAUAGUGUGCAACAUUAUAAAAUUUUAAGAGACAGAGAGGGAAAAUUCUUUCUGUGGGUUGUCAAAUUUAAUUCAAUAAAUGAGCUUAUAGAAUAUCACAGACAAGCAUCAGUUAGUCGGACACAGACAGUUGUUUUAAAAGAUAUGAUACAUGAACAGCAAGCAAGAAUAGCAAGAGCAUUAUACGAUUUUGAACCAGGAAAUGCUGAUGAAAUUCGAUUUAAAAAAGGUGAUAAUAUAGAAGUAAUUGGAGAGGAAGAUUGUAAUUGGUGGAAAGGACGAGUUAAUGGACAAGAAGGAAUAUUCCCUGCAGCUUAUGUCAAAAUUGCAUAGUUUUAAUAAAUAGAAUUGACAAUUUUUUAUUAAAAACUUGAAUGUUUGAAUGGAAGGUACAAAUAAAAGUUAACAGAUAUUAUGAGUUUGGGUGGGUACUAACAUUCUAUGUUCUUUGUCAGUAUUUAAGAUUAUAUGUACUCCUUGUGAAACAGGCAAGAAUUUUAUACCUUCCUUCUGUUUCGUAAACUUGUACAAUUUUUAUACCUGCUGAUAAUAUAUUUUUUAUCCAGUAAUGACAAAGAUG
Messenger RNA from Mytilus trossulus (common blue mussel), 962 nucleotides. Its product is annotated as growth factor receptor-bound protein 2-like. Gene Ontology annotation, cellular component: cytoplasm; plasma membrane; nucleoplasm. The record is from RefSeq and is a predicted model, not a curated record. The coding region runs from base 59 to 715 and encodes 218 amino acids. Gene Ontology annotation, molecular function: phosphotyrosine residue binding; epidermal growth factor receptor binding. The transcript is spliced from 5 exons. Lineage: Eukaryota; Metazoa; Mollusca; Bivalvia; Mytilida; Mytilidae. Gene Ontology annotation, biological process: regulation of MAPK cascade; signal transduction.